CCGGCAAGCAGCAUGCUCUGUGGCUGGACUGCCCCUUUGUUCCUGCUGACGCUCCAGGGGGCCUGGGGCUGCUCAGACCUCGUCUGCUACACCGAUUACAUCCAGACGGUCACCUGCAUCCUGGAGACAUGGGCCCCACACCCUGGCACACUCACCCUCACCUGGCAAGACUCAUAUGGAGAACUGGAGGACGAGGUCACCUCCUGCAGCCUCUGCUGGUCCACCCACAACACCACGCAUGCAGAGUACACGUGCCACAUGGAUAUGGUCCAAUUCAUGGCCGACGACGUUUUCAGUGUCAACAUGACAGACCAUUCGGGCAACCACUCCCAGGAGUGUGGCAGCUUUGUCCUGGCUGAAAACAUCAAGCCAUCUCCCCCUUUCAACGUGACCGUGACCUUCUCCGGACAUUAUAACAUCUCCUGGAGCUCCAAUUACAAUUUCUAUGCGCUGAAGGGCAAACUUCAGUAUGAGCUGCGGUACAGGAAGCUCGGAGACCCCUGGGCUCUGAGUCCAGGGAGAAAGCUGAUCUCAGUGGAUUCGAGAAGCAUCUCUCUCCUCCCCUUGGAGUUCCACAAAGGCUCAAACUAUGAGCUGCAGGUGCGGGCAGGGCUCCAGCCUGGCUCCUUCUUCCAGGGGACCUGGAGCGAGUGGAGUGACCCAGUCGUCUUUCACACCCAGCCAGAAGAGAUAAAGGGAGACUUGUACCCUCAACUGCUUCCCAUCCUGGUCCUCGUAUGCCCCAUCCUUGUCUUCUUAGGCCUGAAGAUCCACCUGCCUUGGAGGCUAUGGAAAAAGGUGUGGGUGCAGGUGCCCAGCCCAGAGCCCUUCUUCCAGCCCCUGUACAUGGGCCACAGAGGAGACUUCAAGAAAUGGGUGGGCACCCCCUUCACUGCCUCCAGCCUGGAGCUGAGAUCCUGGAGCCCAGGGGUGCCCUUGUCCCUGGAGAUGCACAGCCAGUGCCCACCGCAGACUGCAGCCAAGGUGCUGGUGCCCACAGAGCUGCCAGAGCCCCCAGACCUGGUGGAAGCCGACGGGGUGCUUGAGCCGGGCUCUUGGGGCCCAGCCCACUCCACCGCCGGCAGCUUGGGCAGCUCAGCUCACAGCCAGGAGAGGGACCGGCCUUACGGCCUGGUAUCUAUCGACACGGUGACCGUGGUGGACGCAGAGGGGCUGUGCGCCUGGCCUUGCACCUGCGGGGAUGACGGCUACCCAGCCCUGAACCUGGACACCGGCCUGGAGCCUGGCCCGGGCACAGAGGACUCGCUCCUGGGCACGGGGGCCACAGUCCUAUCCUGUGGCUGCGUCUCAGCCAGUGGCCCUGCUGGGCCGGGGGGCCCCCUGGGCAGCCUCCUUGACAGGAUAAAGCUGCACCUCAAGGAUGAGGAGGGUUGGGCCCCUGGGCUGCCCUGGGAUGGCGGGUCGCCCCGAGGGGUGUCGGGCAGCGAGGCAGGUUCAUCCCCAGCUGGCCUGGACAUGGACACGUUUGACAGCGGCUUCGCGGACUCUGACUGCGGCAGCCCCUUGGAACGUGACUUCAGCAGCCCCAGGGACGAAGGGCCCCCCAGGAGCUACCUCCGCCAGUGGGUGGUCAUGGCCCCUCCACCUGCAGGGCCUGGGCCCCAGGCCAGCUAGUGAGGCUGACUGGCCCUGCAGAGCUGGCCAUGCUACUGAGCCACGAGCCACGGACAGGGUCACCUGGGCUGAGGUGUAAAGAGGCCUGCAGCCCU
Molecule: messenger RNA, 1730 nt
Organism: Kogia breviceps (pygmy sperm whale)
Lineage: Eukaryota; Metazoa; Chordata; Mammalia; Artiodactyla; Physeteridae
Gene: IL21R
Product: interleukin 21 receptor
Biological process (GO): cytokine-mediated signaling pathway
Cellular component (GO): membrane; external side of plasma membrane
Molecular function (GO): protein binding; cytokine receptor activity
Source: RefSeq, a predicted model, not a curated record